AUGGCACAGUUGAAGGUCCUCAUCUGCGGUGCAGGCAUUGCCGGCAACGCGCUUGCUUUCUGGCUUUCCAAAAUGGGCCAUGACGUGACGGUUAUCGAGCGGUUCCCGGCCCUGCGCGCCACGGGCCUGCAAAUCGAUCUGCGGGGCCACGGGAUCGAGGUCAUGCGACGAAUGGGGCUCGAGCCAUCGUUCCGCGCGAAAUCCGUUAAAGAGCAAGGCUUGGAAGUUGUUGAUCGCUCUGGCAGACGAAGGGCCUAUUUUCCGGCGAACAGGUCAGGCAAAGGGAUACAGAGCUUCACCACCGACUUUGAGAUAUUAAGGGGCGAUUUAUGUCGGCUUCUUUACGACACCACGGUGAACCGUGUCAAGUACGUCUUCGGAACGAGUCUUGAAAGCAUCAACGACAAUGAUGGCUUUGUCGAGGCCGUCUUCUCAGGUGGUGGGAAGGAAACUUAUGAUUUCAUAGUCGGUGCGGACGGCCAGGGAUCACGCACUCGCAGGUUGAUCCUCGACUCUGACACUGCGGAUCCUUUCCAUUCCCUCGGGGUCUACAUAGCGUAUUUCACGCUCCCCCGGCCCAGCACAGGGGAUCAAUACCUUGCCUCUGUAUAUAUCGCUCCUCAAAGGCGGUUUGUGGCCGUUCGCAGGCAUAGUCCACGCCAGAUUCAGGUGUACCUCGCCUGCAAGCCCGAUUCGUGCAAGCCGAAGUCGGACCGACUGGGGAAUGCCCAGAAGGGUGACGUCGUGGAAGAAAAGCAUGGCUUUGCGGAGAUCUUCCGCGGCGCAGGGUGGCAGACGGACGAUAUCCUCAAAGCACUCGAGCAUGCUGACGACUUUUACUGCGAGCGACUCGGAGUGGUCAAGUUGGACUGUUGGUCCCGCGGCCGGGUGGUUCUUCUGGGAGAUGCAGCAUUUUGCCCGUCGGCAACCACUGGAAUGGGCACCACCUGCAGCCUUGUUGGUGCUUAUGUACUGGCUGGCGAGAUAGGUAAACAUUGCGGAGGAGGUUCUGGGGUGGAUACUGAUGGAAGUGCGAUGAAAGGUGCUUUGUCCAGCGCGUUCAAAGCUUAUGAACAAACGUUUCGGCCCUUCAUUGACCAGGUCCAAAAGGGAUUAUCGGAGGGGUCUAGUUCUUGGGAUCAGGUUCCAUCGACAUCCUUCGGUAUUGCUGUCCUCUAUUUUUUCUUGGCUAUAGCCUCAUUCUUCAGAUUGGAUGUCCUGGCAAAGUGGGUCCUCCGCGAAGAUGUAAAGGGAUGGGCACUCCCUGAUUACGAGGAGAUGAUGUCUGGUUAA
This is a messenger RNA of Aspergillus pseudoviridinutans, 1293 nucleotides long. Its product is annotated as putative FAD-binding monooxygenase. The record is from RefSeq and is a predicted model, not a curated record. The transcript has a single exon. NCBI's taxonomy places the organism in Eukaryota, Fungi, Ascomycota, Eurotiomycetes, Eurotiales, Aspergillaceae. Gene Ontology annotation, molecular function: FAD binding. Bases 1 to 1293 code for a protein of 430 amino acids.